GAUGCUAUGCGAAAGGCGUUUCCGUUUCCGUUUCUGGCACAACCCAGCAUGGCGGCGGUGGAAUUUCUGCUUUGACUCAUUUGGGGUGCUUGUGCAGCAAGAUUGGCGAGAUGCCUGAACGGUUGAAGACUGUGAAAUCGACGUCGCGGACGCGCUGUCUGCGACGCUAGUUGGGCCCAAGUUCGCGAAAAUCGCGAUCCUAUAUGAGCAGUCGCUGCGCGUUUCUCUCGCGAGUUGACCACCACACAGGACAUCGUCGAUCUGGUGAAGUAAUUAAUUCGGCCUCCAGCAUGACUGACGGCGAAGGCAACGAAAUUCGUGUCAAGACGGCCUACAAUGGGGAGAUCAUGGUCAUGUACAUCGACCCAUCCAUCGCCCUCGAAAAGCUCUGCAAAGAGAUGCGCGAUAUCUGCAAAUUCAACGAGGAGCAGCCGUUCACAAUGAAGUGGGUCGACGAAGAAGGCGAUCCGUGCACCAUAUCGUCACAGGAGGAACUGAACGAAGCCAUCCGCCUUUACGAAGUCAACAAGGACUCGGAGCUCACCAUACACGUUUUUCCUAAUGUCCCCGUGGCCCCUGGUAUGCCCUGUGCUGGAGAGGACAAAAGCAUCUACAGAAGAGGGGCUCGGCGGUGGCGCAAGCUCUAUCGUGUCAACGGCCACAUCUUCCAGGCGAAGCGUUUCAACCGGCGUGCAUUCUGCACCUUCUGCCUGGACCGCAUCUGGGGGCUGGGCAGGCAGGGCUUCAAGUGCAUCAACUGCAAACUCAUGGUGCACAAGAAGUGUCACAAGCUCAUCAAGCUGGCUUGCUCGGGACCUCUCAAAAAUGACCAGGACCAGUUUGCUGAGUCGUCUGCCCCGACCACACCAGCACCGUCGAGAACGAGCGACACAACAAAUGGCGGCGACGUCAACGGCACAAGUCUGACCAGAGCCGGAACUCCCAGGCAUAAGACUCAUCACAGGGCAAGUUCAGCCAUCGAGACAACCACAGACUCUUCCGCCGGCCAGCUGGGCCAAGAAAUCGAUGACCAAGUUUCGGGAGGCGUAAGUGCUCAGGUGGAAUCUGGCGGCGACUCGUGCCAGUACGGUCUGAAGGACUUUGACCUGAUCCGUGUGAUUGGCCGCGGCUCUUAUGCCAAGGUGCUCAUGGUGGAACUCAAGAAGACCAACCGGAUUUACGCCAUGAAGAUCAUCAAAAAGGAGCUCGUCACCGACGACGAGGACAUCGACUGGAUCCAGACGGAAAAGCACGUCUUUGAAACAGCCUCCAACUACCCGUUCCUCGUGGGCCUGCACUCUUGCUUCCAGACAGAGAGCAGGUUGUUCUUUGUGAUCGAGUUUGUGCGGGGAGGAGACCUGAUGUUCCAUAUGCAGCGGCAGCGUCGCCUGCCAGAAGAGCACGCUCGCUUCUAUUCGGCCGAAAUCUCUCUCGCCCUCAACUUUUUGCACGAGAGGGGCAUCAUUUAUCGGGACUUGAAAUUGGACAAUGUCUUGUUGGACCAUGAGGGCCACAUCAAGUUGACUGACUAUGGCAUGUGCAAGGAGGGCAUUCGUCCUGGUGACACGACAAGCACUUUUUGUGGGACACCAAACUACAUUGCCCCUGAAAUCCUAAGAGGGGAAGACUAUGACUUCAGCGUAGACUGGUGGGCAUUGGGUGUGCUCCUGUACGAAAUGCUGGCAGGCCACUCUCCUUUCGACAUCAUGGGCACCAGCGAGAAUCCCGACGAGAACACCGAAGAUUUCCUCUUCCAGGCAAUCCUCGAGAAGACGAUCCGUAUUCCACGCUCUAUUUCGGUCAAAGCUCAGUCUGUGCUCAAAGGGUUCUUGAACAAGAACCCUGUUGAGAGGCUAGGUUGUCACCCGACCACAGGCUUCAGCGACAUCAUGUCGCAUGCAUUCUUCAAGAGCAUCAAUUGGGAGCAGCUGGAGGGAAAACAGGUGACUCCGCCGUACAAGCCCAAGCUCGGCACGGAGCGCGACUUUGAGCACUUUGACCCGCAGUUCACGAGCGAGCCUGUGCAGCUGACUCCCGAUGAUACGAGACUCAUCUCGAAGAUUGACCAGUCGGAAUUCGAGGGAUUCGAGUACGUCAACCCGUUGCUGAUGUCGCUGGAGGAUUGCGUGUAGCUGCCCCCUGUAUUAUCUCCCUCUCUCGUUUGUUGUUUCGUUUCCGGUCCAUGUCUCGACACACGUGUGGAGACUCAAGGGCCUGUUGCGCGCCUUUUCUCCGGAUUGCGCGUGAGAGCUUCGGGGCCCGCAACACGGGCAGACCAAAACGGGGCCAAGCCAGCUCAUUAAGCAUUCCUGCUCAUUUUUCGAGUGUCCGGCGCAAGGAAAUCGCCUAGCAUUGCAGCUGUUCUUGAAAGGCGUCGACCGCGGUGUCAUUGGCACCGUAACUAGUAGUAUCUCCUGAGCACUUGACCACAGGAUUGGGCUGGCUUCCUGCCUUCUGUGGACCACACACACACACACACACCCCUCAGAGGAGGCCUUCUUUUUAAUUAGUCCGAGAUAGUUUCUCGCGCAGAUUUUAUCGCGAGCGAGUGUUGGUGCACGGGCAUGCGUUGUUUUGCUUGGGGCAAGCGUUUCCUCAAGCUUGUCGGUGCGCGUGCGUUACGUGUUGUUGCCUUCCGCUGCCGUCGUUGCUGGGUGGUGGAGAAGUGCUUGUCGUAAGGCUCGGUGUGCUAGUGCAGAUAGCACAGAAUUGUAUCUGCAGAGCCAUUUGCUGUUGUUAAGCGAGACACAGUUCUUUUCCUACGAUACUUAAGAACCGCGUAGCUGCGCUGUAUCAUCAUUUGAGCCAGAGUUUUCUCUGCAUUCUUCCCCUUUCUGUUUUGUGCUGGAAAGAGCAGCCAACAUAUUGUUUCUGCAAGUUAGAAAUGGUUUUCAAAGUAGCUUGUUUCGACAAAACGCUUAAAGACAUGCAGAGUGCGUACUCAUUGUCUCAGUUUUCAUAUUGUCGGGUCGUCAUCAUGCAGCUGCCCUGCUCACUGAAAGUAGCCAUCAAAGUGUGAGCAGUUCACAGGUGGCAUUCCCUCCAGUGGCAAACGUCCUAUUGCCAGGUAGCACUUUCUGUUGGGUUGUUGUGCGCACGUGUAUCGAGAAGCAUCGCGGUGUUGCUCCUCAAGGCCACGGCAUCCUUUUGGGGUCUAGUUUUUGGGUCGUCAAGAGCCGAGUAGAACCCAGGUGCUGCUGUGUUUUAUCAUAGUAUUAGGCGUUCUUUUUUCUUCCUUCUCGUCCCGACACGCCAGGGACCGACCUACAAAAGAGUCGCAUUCCAUCCAUCACUGUGAACAGUUCUAGUUGUCUUUUUUUCACCACCAAAUUGGACCAGUGCUGUCGGCACCACAGACUCUCUUCCGAGUUUCUAAGCCUGCUUUCCUGUGAUGUUGUAUGCCAACACAAAGUCGUCUGCGUUGAGAAUGGUUCAGGUUUGACUGCCCAGUGCUAGCUUAUAGUUUAGUACUUAAUUUGCGUGUUGAUUACUGCUGACCAAGAUAUAGGCUGAAGCGUAACGUAUAUCGCUCCUAAGAGAAUUACAUUUUUUCCGACGUAAUUUUGCUCCGCAAGACAGUAGUCAAUAUUCCCAGGUGCGCUUAUUUUUCCCUCUGAUUCUGCUUGCCCACAUGGUAGUGUUACCAACAAGGAAGUUCCAAGCAAACAGUUUAAAAACACUUGCACGCUUUGGGGCGUAUUUCUGUCACAAUGGUGACUAUUACUGGAUUGCGAGCCUUUCCUUGCUUUUAACACCGCACUUCGGCUACUUUCGUGUCGUUAAUGGCAUGCACGUUAUCAACGGGUCAUUGUAAUUUUUGAUAGGAGAGUAGUGCGUGCUGAGUUCUCAGAAAAGGAAGCACACGCAAGCAAGAUGAUGAUUGCUGUUGUGUGACGAAAAGAAAAAAUACCCAAAGGGAUGCAAGUGAAGAGCAGUGUACCACGAAUUUAUGCUUUACAGAAUGUCAUGGGCGAUGCUACGCUCUAAGUGGUGUGACACAAAGCAAGGUGAACUUAGCUGAAGAAAAGGCUUGCCAACUAGAGCUUUGUUUUGUUUCAUGCGCUUUGGGACAGCGCUAGGGGUGACGGAGAAAGCAGCCAGUAAAGCAGCUCGUUUGCUCAUCGUUAGCGGCAGAUGACAGUGCUCUCCGGUCGUAGCUUUUAAUUAAUGGUGGUGCCACUUUUCUAGGUUUCAUAUUCGAAAGUUUUAGAACUGUGAGUAGGAACUGUUGUCUGAUCUAGUACAACUCCUUUUCACAUUGUGGGCACCUAGCGGCGUUGUUGCCGUCGUCACUGUUGGGGCAAAGAAAAGUAGGUGCAACUUAGUCGGCAGAUGUCGUGACACGUAUGUAAUUAGGAUUCCACUAGCAGGUACUUGAGAUGUGAUAGUAAAGUAACGUGGCACCUUUAUGGCCUUCGCUAGUUGUUAGUGACCUGAUCUUACUACUUGUACCAAUUUGGAGCAUAUAGGCAGCGAAACGCUUACAGUAACAUGUUUUGGCUGUAAGUUUUAAUCUUACCAAAUGGAGGGAGGAUGGCAUUUCUUCGGUCAGCAGCGAGGCAACCCUUAACGGGCUGCUUCGAUAUGAGUGAUGCAUUUAUAGAAACCGUUUGUUGAAUGAUAGGCCAUUUUUUAGAGUGUUUCUAGAAAGACCGUUCCUGCCAUGUGCACUUUGAACACGCUACAGUGUGACCCUCACCAGCACUUCUCGUAUCACGUGGAAACUAGCAGCAGAGAGCGUUUUCUCAAAGUUAGCGAGCAUAUAAGGUGGUUCCUUUUCUACAGUUUCUUUUUUUAAUUGCAGAUUGUCGAGUUCUCGUUGUCUUAUCUGGUGCUGACACCUAGAGAGUACUUGUGUAAACGUGCGCAGGGCUCACGUCAGUUUCAAGAUCAGUCAAGUUUUAUCCUUUUAAAAUUGUCACAGGCUGCUUUUUUACUUUGUGGCGGCAAGUGCCGUAACUAUCUCAUUCCAUUUUUUGUUUCUUUCCUCCACAUUGCCCUUAGUAACAGUAGGCGCGUUAACACUUUUGAUGAACCAUUGUCUCGCACAUUCCGGUCGCCAGUGUCACUUUUAGAGAUGGCUUAUGUGAUGUGUAAAGUGUGUCGACAUGUGAUGCGGCCUUCUCAAGAGGACACAGAGAUAAACUAGGUUAUCUCUGAACAGUAUGUGGAGAUGUUAUCAUGGGGAGCACUGAGGGGCCAGAAAGGAAGUGAAAAAAAAAAUAUCUUUAUCAGGGCUGUUCAUUGAUUAGUUUUAGUUAUUUCUGAACCGAAAAAAAAAAAGGAAGUGAGAGCUACAGCUUACUGCUGUCAUAAUUCAGGCACUUGAUGUUUGUUGAUUCAGUUUUACCUUUGUUUCGCUCGCCAUAUUUCCAAGGGUGAUUUGGAACAUCCCAACAUCCACUGGGAGCGGGUAUGUAGCGUACAUCAAAGCAUGUCAGCACGAUUUCGACUUCGGAGUGCUUUUCAAAGCACUGCUUGCUGUCGCAGAUCUUGGACAGGGGUGUAAAGGUCAUUCCAAGCUGAGGCUCCUAAUUCGAUAAAUUCAUUCCGCUGUUUUGAUGACCUCUUCUUGUUGAAGAUGACUUGUUGAACGGCUCCCUUCCUAUCGUCGUUGAAGGCCAAAGCGUUCGCCGCGAACGUGUGUACACGACGAAGCAUGCUAAAUGCUCUGUCAGUGCGAUCGAGCCUUAUUUUCUUUCGUCAACCGCAAAGUAUUUAUAUGACUGUAAUGUAUCACAUUGCAUAUUUUUUACUUCGUUUUACGUUUUGUGAUUAUUACUUGUCGUUUGUUGCCGUUUUGCUCAUUGUCAUAUUACCUUGUUGUGUUUUUUUUUUUCUGAUUGUGCAUCUGCGCACGUAUAUAUACAUAUAUAUAUAUAUAUAUAUAGCAGUUUGGCCAAGGUCACCAAGCUGCAGUUAUGCUGUUACUCCACCAUGGGCACUUGAUUAUUAUAGAUUUUUUCUUAUGCCUUAAUUUUUUUUUCAGCUCAGUUUCUAAACACCUCAUGACAGUGCUCAGUUGUGCUGACAUUCCUGUUGCCUUUUCCUUUUUUCUCGAUCUACAAGGUGUGCUAAUGUGCUUUUGUGGCACGCUGCGCGUUUCAUUUUUAACAAUCCACUGCAUUGUUUGUAAUCGUGACGUUUUUUGUGAAUACUACACGCUUCCGCUCGUCAUAGUGGCUGCUUUUCAUGGCAUGCACUUUGUUGUACAGGAGACUGAACUUUCGCCACGUUUUCAUAACCUUCUAAUAAAUAUAUAUGUAUGUAUUAUAUAUUAUACGUACACCUAAUCGAAAAUGAUGUCCGAAAAAAGGUUGCCUCGUCACUUCGUGGAAAGUAACAGUUUUCGGGCGCUCGUGAAAUGGACGCUCGUCGACCCUUACUAUAAUUUGGUCACCAUUGGCCGUAGACGGGUCGACACUUGUACAGCGAACGAGAAAGGCAUAUGAAAUAUUUAUUCUGUUUUACAUUCACAGUGGAAGCGCAAAUUUGUAGUGUACGAGAGAAGGCAAGAAGAGAUAACGCAGUUGCAGCCACCACUAAGUUUCAUUUACAGGAAUGACUGCUACAGGAACGCAAGCACACCAGAAUAUAUUACUUGAUGGCAAACAGUGACCAUUUUUCUAUUCUCAUCUAAGUGGUGAAACACUUGGUUCGCCAUAUGGAUUCUAUACUAAAAAGAUACCUUUUUGGUUCACUGCACGUGUGUGACGAUGUGAAAUGCGUCAUUGUGUUCAUGUUUCAACAAAAUUAGCGCUUUACAUACGAGAUUGUUGUUCUUGUAGCUGUUUUCCUUCUUAGCUAAGCAUAGUUCUGACUGCAGUGGCCAUGUUGUCUGCUUUGUUUCCCCUUGCUUCCCCUGUCACCUACCAUGCAUUUGCGCUGGCAUUGUGAAUGUAAUCAGCCACCAACUACCUAGCUGUCAAAACUACCGACAUGACAGCACUUCCUUGUACCACGUCCUUUCGCCAUGCCCAGUGGAAAGGCAGUUUGAAGUUGUAGCUUUUUACCGAGAAAGAAAAAAAGAAUGGUUUGGUUCGGGCACUUCCUGUAAUGCUGUGGGCGCUCUAAAUUUCAUUCAACAACAAAAAUCUCUACGGCACAAUUUAUUCUCUAAAGGGUGUUGCUUAAAUUGGGUGUGUGCACGCAAUGCUGAAGUCGUUAACACCCUUAAAGGUGUAGCAAAAAAAUCUUGACAGCGUUCAGUGUACGUUUGUUCACUAUAUCUCUGUCUACGGUGCAACAGAUCUUGCAAGACCCUAAGCGUCAUUGCAUAUUGUGACGCAUCUGUUCUGGAUAUUCCGGAGUUGUAUUUAAAGUCACGCUAAACAGUAUGAAAUGUACGUGAGGGAACAUGUAAAUUAUGUUAAAAUACUGACUCGCGCUAAUGCCAUAGGUGCACUGGUUACUAUGUCUGUUGAACAGUUUUGCCUGCUGGGAUACAUCGGUUAACGUUUCCUGAAGGCCGCAGGUGAAUCUGCAUCAACUAGCUGAAUGUACAAAGUGAGGUGUUUGCACACACUGUUCCUUGUACACUUUGAUGCCACGUUGUGCAUUAAUUUUUCAGAAGUAACUUCAAUUCUUUUGUGUGUAUGUGCAACGCGGUCUGUUAAACUCCCUCCACGUGUUUUGAUCACGAAAAUGUGGCGAAUUUAACUGAAUUGUCUUUCCAUUUUUUUGGCCUUUGACGACUUGCAUCGCAUGAGCACUGCCGUUCAGCGGAUAUGGAAUUACAGACACAGAGGCCUUUUCUUGUCCUUUAUAACUCCUGUACACUCGGCAUUUUUUAAUUUUUUUUGACAGAUUUUUUCGUGCGUGCUGUCUGUAUACAUACAGCAAAAGGCGCGCUCGUCAAAGUGAGUACACGCACGACCGCGUGCCUCUUCCACAUAGACCUAUGUCUCCGUUCGCAUUAAACUUUUUGAAGCGCUUUGUGGAUGUAAUCGCUGUCGCAAUGUCAACCUGCCUCUUGAUUAUGCAUAUCUGUUGUUUGCCACUUCGAGAAGUUGCACGUGCCGUGGCAUUUCACGACAUGCGCGUGUUGACCCUGCUGCCGUGUAGUUGUUCACACUAAUGCUCUAUAGCUGUACUCACCGUGAAAUAAAGUGAAAAAGUAUUGUACAGAGGUGAUCAUAGCAGAA
Rhipicephalus sanguineus (brown dog tick) is the source of this 8144-nucleotide messenger RNA. It is a transcript of the gene aPKC, whose product is annotated as atypical protein kinase C. Bases 204 to 2132 code for a protein of 642 amino acids. Gene Ontology annotation, molecular function: protein serine/threonine kinase activity; protein binding; ATP binding. The record is from RefSeq and is a predicted model, not a curated record. Lineage: Eukaryota; Metazoa; Arthropoda; Arachnida; Ixodida; Ixodidae. The transcript is spliced from 18 exons. Gene Ontology annotation, biological process: protein phosphorylation; establishment or maintenance of cell polarity.